UAAAUCAUUAAUUGUGUUCAAAAUGUUUAAGCUGUUAAGCGAAUACACUUCAUUAGAAAAAUUAAGUCUUUUUUUGCUAACCAUAUUCGUUCUCAAGUUUACAUCGGCUUUGAUUCGUCUAAUUUAUUAUAAUGCUAUUGCGCCAUUUCUAAACACACAUAUAGACUUCAGAUCAACUGGAAAAUGGGCAGUUGUGACCGGUUCUACCGAUGGAAUUGGAAAAGCUUACGCUGAACAAUUAGCCAAAAUGGGCAUGGCUAUAGUGUUAAUAAGUAGAACCGAAUCAAAACUUGAACAUACCGCUAAAUAUAUUCGUAACACUUACGGCGUCGAGACUAAAAUUAUUAUAGCAGAUUUCACGGAAGAAGGGUCUGCGUUGUAUUCGCGGAUAACCAAAGAGCUCGACGGGAUGGACAUUGGGGUGUUAAUUAAUAACGCAGGACAAUGCUAUCCACAUCCAGAGUAUUUUUUAAAUUUCACACGAGACGAUCCCGUGCUGGACAAUAUUGUAAAGUGCAAUAUUUUGUCUGUGAUUAACAUGUGCCGAAUUGUCAUGCCCGGUAUGGUUAAAAAACGUCGAGGGGUCAUUGUGAAUAUUGGAUCAGCGUCAGCACCGUGUCCCUGUCCGCUAUUAACCGUUUAUGGGUCUUCAAAAAAAUUCGUAGAGAAAUUCAGCGAAGACCUUGGUACCGAGUAUAAACGUUUUGGCAUUAUUAUUCAGUGCGUGAUGCCUGGUUAUGUGGUAACCAAGAUGAGUAAGAUAGAAAAACCCUCUUGGAUUGCACCUACCCCAGAAAAAUAUGUCCAAUCUGCGUUAACGACUACCGGAGUCGAAGCACUAACGACUGGUUAUUUUCCACAUACACUUCUAAUAAACUUAAUUCUUUUUAUGAAAAGUAUUUCACCGUCUGGGACGUCUAAAGUUAUGAUGAUUGGAAUGCAAAAAUAUCGCAAUAAAGGGUUGAAAAAAAAACUUUGAAAUUUAACAAAAUUUAAUUGGGGCAGUCACUAGUUCAUAGGAUUUAUUAUUGCUGAAUAGUAAAAACACCGUAAAAAAACACUAUCCAUUAAGUAUAAUAAACAUAAUAUAAGCGGUAUAAUUACAUUUUUAGUCAUUUGUAAAGAUAAAAAAAAGAACAAUUAAAAAUUUGUACAAAUUUUGAGCUUUUUAUGUACUACUUUAGACCCCUUUAUAGACGAUAGUCUUAUUUUAAGAACAAGAAAUCUUAAAAUUCUAUUACUUUUAAUUUUAUCUUUUUGUUUAGCUUCCAUGCGAAGCUGAAAAGGUAUUUUUUUUUAUUUUCAAAACGUGAACGUCUUAUCUUUA
Molecule: messenger RNA, 1327 nt
Organism: Adelges cooleyi (spruce gall adelgid)
Lineage: Eukaryota; Metazoa; Arthropoda; Insecta; Hemiptera; Adelgidae
Product: very-long-chain 3-oxoacyl-CoA reductase-like
Exons: 6
Coding region: 23-979 (318 amino acids)
Cellular component (GO): endoplasmic reticulum
Molecular function (GO): oxidoreductase activity
Source: RefSeq, a predicted model, not a curated record